AUGAUAAAACAAGAACCAAUGAUUGAUAUCAAGUGUGAGCCGUCUGACAAUUAUGAUACUGUCAAUAUCACGUGUGAGCCGUCUAACAAUUAUGAUACUGUUGAUAUCAAGUAUGAGCCGUCUGACAAUUAUGACAUUAUUGAUAAUAAAUGUGAGCCAUCUGACUUUUAUGAAACUGUGAACAUUAAAUGUGAAAAGGAAGACUUGCAGUACCAAUCUUAUGAUUGUUCAAUGGACUCAAGUUACAAGAAGCAAGAAAAUUCACUUGAUUUUAACGUAGAAAAUGGCACACAUCUUUUAUCGGACCUAGAUAGCUGUAGAACGAUUAAAAGGCAAGGGUGGGCUGAUUCCACCUCCGGGACAUACCGUACGCACUUGAAGACGUACGUUAAGUUUUGGGAAGACUACAAGCUUAAACCAGUGCCAUGUGACCAACAACAAACUGUGGAGCUUUACAUUGCUUAUUUGUUUGACAAGAAACAUUUUGCUUAUAGCUCUAUUCGUUGCUACAUAAACAUUAUUAGUGUUUUGCAUAAGAUGCAUGACCUAAAGGACCUUGUUGCCGAUUUUUGGAAUAUUAAGCAUUUGUUAACGGGGGUUAAGCGAGAAUUAGGUGCAAGCCAAUCUUGUAAAGCGCCAGUUACUCCCGAACUUUUGUUAAAUGUUAGAAAAUCUUUAGAUAAGUCGAAUCAUAAUAAUGUUGUUUUUUGGGCCUCUUGUUUAACUGGGUUUUUCGUUUUUUUGCGACCUAAUAAUUUCUUAGUUAAGGGUACGUUUAACCCAGAGAUAAAUUUGCGUAGAAUAGAUGUUUUGUCAUGUAGUUGGGGCAUAUUGCUACGCCUUAAAGUCAUCAAGACCCUUCAGUUUUGUUCUAAGCCAAUAGAGGUUGUACUGCCUUAUUUGCAUGAUCAUCCUUUGUGUCCCGCUACAGCCAUGUCUAAUGUCUUAGCCUUAGCAGGAGAUCCAUUGGACCCUCUUUUUCGCUUAUUAGACCGAUCUUGCCUGACUUGUAUUGUAUUUCUAAAUAACUUCCGUUUUAUUUUGCAACAUAUGAAAAUGGAUCAGUUAAGAUAUCGCGGUCAUUCUUUUCGUCGAGGGGCAGCUACAUGGGGUAGUAAAGUAGGACUCUCGGAUAGUGCAAUCAAGUUAUUAGGAUACUGGUCAAGUGAUUGUUUUUCUCGGUAUGUAGACACUGAUAUCGAGGAACGUCUUAAAGCCAUUUCUACCUUUAGUUCCCUUUUACCACGUUAA
Molecule: messenger RNA, 1251 nt
Organism: Mytilus californianus (California mussel)
Lineage: Eukaryota; Metazoa; Mollusca; Bivalvia; Mytilida; Mytilidae
Exons: 2
Coding region: 1-1251 (416 amino acids)
Biological process (GO): DNA integration; DNA recombination
Molecular function (GO): DNA binding
Source: RefSeq, a predicted model, not a curated record